Messenger RNA from Varanus komodoensis (Komodo dragon), 2231 nucleotides. RefSeq names its product beta-ureidopropionase 1 (gene UPB1). The transcript has 10 exons. Bases 21 to 1178 code for a protein of 385 amino acids. Gene Ontology annotation, molecular function: beta-ureidopropionase activity. The record is from RefSeq and is a predicted model, not a curated record. NCBI's taxonomy places the organism in Eukaryota, Metazoa, Chordata, Lepidosauria, Squamata, Varanidae.
CGGCCUGGUGCGCGGCAGGGAUGGCGGGCGCCGCCGGCUUCGACUCGCUGGAGCGCUGCCUGCAGCGGCACAUGCCCGCUGCCGAGCUCGCCGAGGCCACGCGCAUCCUCUACGGGGAGGCCGCCAGGCCUUUAGAUCUACCCCCCGAUGCUGUUUCAGCUGCUGCUGACAGGACAUUUGAACUACAGGGCUAUAGAUUUGGAGCGGAACUGGAGCAGUUGAGGCAGCCCCACAUUGUCCGAGUGGGACUGAUCCAGAAUAGAGUUCCACUUCCCACAGAUGCACCGGUUGCUGAACAGACAGCUGCACUAUACAACCGCAUAGAAGAAAUUGUGGAGGUGGCAGCAAUCUGUGGGGUGAAUGUCGUCUGUUUCCAAGAGCUCUGGACAAUGCCUUUUGCUUUCUGCACGAGGGAGAGGCUGCCUUGGACUGAAUUUGCUGAAUCGUCAGAAGAUGGCCCCACAACAAGAUUUUGCCAGAAGCUGGCCAAGAAGCACAAUAUGGUUGUGGUGUCUCCAAUCCUAGAGCGAGACGCUGUACAUGGGGAAACCUUGUGGAACACAGCAGUGGUGAUUUCGAACUCUGGCACUGUGCUUGGGAAGAGCAGGAAGAAUCACAUUCCAAGGAUUGGAGACUUCAAUGAGUCAACAUACUAUAUGGAAGGGGACAGGGGACACCCGGUGUUUCAAACCCAGUUUGGGAAGAUUGCGGUGAACAUCUGCUUUGGGCGGCAUCACCCCCUCAACUGGCUCAUGUACAGUCUGAAUGGAGCAGAGAUCAUCUUCAACCCUUCUGCUACUGUUGGGAAACUCAGUGAAUCCAUGUGGCCCAUUGAGGCGAGAAAUGCUGCCAUCGCCAACCACUGCUUCACCUGUGCCAUCAACCGCGUGGGAACGGAAGUGUAUGCGCACCCCUUUACAUCAGGAGAUGGUGGCGAUGCCCAUCAUGACCUUGGUCAUUUUUAUGGCUCAAGUUACGUGGCAGCUCCAGAUGGGAGUCGAACCCCUGGACUCACCCGCACGCAAGAUGGACUGUUGGUGACUGAAAUGGAUCUCAAUCUUUGCAGACAAGUUAGUGACAAAUGGAAUUUUAAGAUGACUGGGAGAUACAAGAUGUAUGCAGAGGAACUGGCUGCAGCCGUCCAACCGGACUUUGUACCUAAUGUCAUCAAAGAGUAACUUUAUUUGGCUGUGCAGGAAGUGUGCAACAAAACAUAGUUCCCUUUGUCUUUCUGAAGUGACCUUGUCUCUUUGUAGCUUUCCAGCCUCUCAAAGCAUACCAUCUGUGGCUUGUUGCAAGAUCAGAAUCGCACCUGUUGGUGCACCCAGAGGGAUCCUUGGUCCUCCUGCCCUCGCCAGAUCCAGAGCCUGCCCUUGGAAGUCUCCCCGGUUUCCCCAAGUGGUUUGUGAAGUGGCACAGCAGCAGUGGGGCAAGACUUCUAUUCAGGAAAUGCAAACCUAACAAUGAUGCUGAAUAAUGCAAGCAUUUUUUAAAAGUGGCCACAUAACAAUUUCAGCUGCACAGACACGAAGGAGGAAAUGUUUUAAUUCAUGGUGAUCAACCAGAUGCUCCUAAGACCACUGACUUUUCAUACAUGUACACACAGGAUGACAUGGAGCUAUGCAAGUCACUUAGGAACCACACACGAGGAAGAAAAAGGAUAAAAAUGCAAUAUGAAAAUGAUCAAGUAGGCAUAUGACAAAACUGCAAGAAUAGGGGGAAUGAGUGAAGUCACCUUUUCCAUGCAUUGCCGUAUGGCCAUGGCUGUGAAAAGGCUUUGGCUGAGCAGCAAGCCACGGGCAGUGCAGUCCAGUGGCCACCAAAGAGCAGCCCUGGGGACAGGGCAUCUCCACGGGCAGAGUGGAGGAGACAGAGUGCUGGCAGGAGCACUCCCAUGAGUGCUUUGCCGGGCUGUGGGAGCACACAAGGGGCCUUGGCUCCACACGCCUUCCCUGCCUGCUGCACGGGAUGCAUGCCAUCUGCUGAGCAGCUCUUAGACCACAGGCUUGUAUGCAUUCACCUGGGCUGAAACAAGGCACUUGCAUUUGAGUAAGAGUAGAAUUGCAUUGUUCUCUAUGACUGCCUUAUGGCAUCUGGCUGGUUGUGUUGGCAUAUUUCUAGUUACGACUUGGGAAAAGGAUGCACAUUUCUGCUAAAGCUUUCCUGGAAUGGAGAAAGACCUUCCUUGCCUCAUUUCCCCUGUUUAAAAAAAUUAAAAAUGUAGAUUGCAA